GUCAGUACAACACGCAAACAACAAUCAAGAUGAAGUUCGUUCUUGCUCUCCUCGCCCUCGUCGCCGUGGCCGCCGCCCGCCCCGGCAGCGUCCUGGACCUGGACUUCGAUGACUUCCACAUUGAUCAGGAUAUUUCCAACGAGGUGGUGCAGGGAACCUACAGCUGGACGUCCCCAGAGGGAGACAAAUUCUUCAUCAAGUACAUCGCCGACGAUGACGGAUACCGCAUCGUCGAGUCCAACGCCGUGCCCGUCACCAACGGCGUCGCCGCCGACGGCAACCAGGGAUCCUUCGACUCCUUCGAGGAUCUCUUCGACAGGAAGUGAGCUGAUCUGGAUCCGACCGACCAAAGGGCGCCCACAACGGACCCGUCCCUCCGAAAAUGGUCGAGGGGAAGGCGAUGUCUUUCCCACUCAGGGUCCCUGGGCCUUUAGUGGAGCCUGGCGGCAGAUGAAGUGGAUUCAUAGCAUAAUUUAUUAUAAUUUUCUGUGUUUAGUGUGAACGUCAAUCGAAUAAAUUCAAACUUAC
Molecule: messenger RNA, 528 nt
Organism: Penaeus monodon (black tiger shrimp)
Lineage: Eukaryota; Metazoa; Arthropoda; Malacostraca; Decapoda; Penaeidae
Product: cuticular protein 47Eg-like
Exons: 3
Coding region: 30-326 (98 amino acids)
Source: RefSeq, a predicted model, not a curated record